GUGACUUGCGAAGUGGCGGCCCUGCGCACUGAAACCCUUGUCCGCCAUCUCUAUACUGGAAGACUUACGAGUGGAAGCGGCGGCGGGGUUUAUUAUAACACCGCAAAAAAGAGAGAGACCUGGAUUGCAAACGGAAAAGAAUAAGGACGGGGUCGAGGGGGCUUAUUAUAUCAGAUAUCUAGGCAACUUUUAUUUCUUCUCCCUCAAUAUACAGGAAUACCCCGUUCGUCUUUAAUGUAAAAAAAAAAAAAAAUCACCCCCACCCCCAAAACCCAUAAAGACAAUUUAAAUAUGUCGAAUCUCAGCAAAACCAGCUCUAAGAAGGAUACCAAGAUGAGGAUAAGAGCCUUUCCUAUGACAAUGGAUGAAAAGUAUGUGAACAGCAUAUGGGACCUCCUGAAGAAUGCCAUCCAGGAGAUUCAGCGGAAGAACAACAGUGGUCUUAGCUUUGAGGAACUUUAUAGAAAUGCAUACACCAUGGUGUUACAUAAACACGGAGAGAAGCUUUAUACAGGACUCAGAGAAGUUGUCACAGAACAUCUAAUUAACAAAGUAAGAGAAGAUGUAUUAAACUCGUUAAAUAAUAACUUCUUGCAAACAUUAAAUCAAGCUUGGAAUGAUCAUCAGACAGCCAUGGUAAUGAUCAGAGACAUAUUAAUGUAUAUGGACCGUGUAUAUGUCCAGCAGAACAAUGUUGAGAAUGUCUACAAUCUGGGGUUAAUAAUUUUUAGAGAUCAAGUUGUUCGAUAUGGAUGCAUUCGAGAUCACUUAAGACAAACACUUUUGGAUAUGAUUGCAAGAGAAAGGAAAGGUGAAGUAGUAGACAGAGGUGCGAUAAGGAAUGCCUGUCAGAUGCUUAUGAUUCUUGGCCUUGAGGGAAGAUCUGUGUAUGAGGAAGAUUUUGAAGCUCCCUUUUUAGAGAUGUCUGCUGAAUUUUUUCAGAUGGAAAGUCAAAAGUUUUUAGCAGAGAAUAGUGCAAGUGUGUAUAUAAAGAAAGUAGAGGCUAGAAUAAAUGAAGAAAUUGAGCGGGUCAUGCAUUGCUUGGACAAAUCCACAGAAGAACCCAUUGUUAAAGUAGUGGAAAGGGAACUCAUCUCGAAGCACAUGAAGACUAUAGUUGAAAUGGAAAACUCUGGGCUUGUUCAUAUGUUAAAAAAUGGAAAGACAGAAGAUCUAGCUUGCAUGUACAAGCUUUUUAGCAGAGUGCCAAAUGGCCUGAAGACUAUGUGUGAGUGUAUGAGUUCAUACCUACGGGAACAAGGAAAAGCAUUGGUUUCAGAAGAAGGAGAAGGCAAGAACCCUGUGGAUUAUAUUCAGGGUCUUCUGGAUCUGAAAAGCCGGUUUGACCGCUUUUUGCAAGAGUCUUUCAGCAAUGAUAGACUUUUCAAACAGACGAUAGCUGGUGAUUUUGAAUAUUUUCUCAAUCUUAAUUCCCGAUCACCAGAGUAUUUAUCUCUAUUUAUAGAUGAUAAAUUAAAAAAAGGUGUCAAGGGACUUACAGAACAAGAAGUGGAGACUAUUUUGGAUAAAGCAAUGGUUCUGUUUAGGUUUAUGCAAGAGAAAGAUGUGUUUGAGCGGUAUUACAAGCAACACUUGGCGAGGAGACUACUUACUAAUAAAAGUGUUUCUGAUGAUUCAGAGAAAAAUAUGAUUUCAAAAUUAAAGACAGAGUGUGGCUGCCAAUUCACAUCUAAACUUGAGGGUAUGUUUAGAGAUAUGAGUAUCUCUAACACAACAAUGGAUGAAUUUAGACAACAUCUACAAUCUACAGGGGUUUCCUUAAAUGGAGUAGAUUUAACAGUACGAGUUUUGACAACUGGUUAUUGGCCUACACAAUCUGCCACUCCAAAAUGCAACAUCCCUCCAGCACCUAGACAUGCUUUUGAAGUUUUUAGAAGGUUUUAUUUGGCUAAACAUAGUGGCCGUCAACUUACACUCCAGCAUCAUAUGGGCUCAGCAGAUUUGAAUGCUACAUUUUAUGGUCCAAUUAAAAAGGAGGAUGGUUCUGAUGUUGGUGUAGGAGGAGCUCAAGUAACUGGUUCUAAUACCAGAAAGCACAUACUUCAAGUUUCCACGUUCCAGAUGACAAUAUUAAUGCUUUUUAAUAAUAGAGAAAAAUACACCUUUGAGGAAAUCCAACAAGAGACAGAUAUUCCUGAAAGAGAACUGGUAAGGGCAUUACAGUCAUUGGCAUGUGGCAAGCCAACACAAAGAGUACUUACAAAGGAGCCCAAAUCCAAGGAAAUUGAAAAUGGACAUGUUUUUACAGUGAAUGAUCAGUUUACCUCAAAACUACACAGAGUAAAGAUUCAGACAGUUGCUGCCAAACAAGGAGAGUCUGAUCCGGAAAGAAAAGAAACAAGACAAAAGGUAGAUGAUGACAGAAAACAUGAGAUUGAAGCUGCCAUUGUUCGUAUUAUGAAAUCAAGAAAAAAGAUGCAACAUAAUGUGCUGGUAGCAGAGGUGACUCAGCAGCUGAGGGCUCGUUUCUUACCAAGCCCAGUUGUAAUUAAAAAGAGAAUUGAAGGACUUAUUGAGAGAGAAUAUUUGGCACGAACACCUGAGGAUCGCAAAGUUUAUACAUAUGUAGCGUGAAAUGCAUUCAUUGAGUUAAAAAAUAUUUUGGACUACAUUAUAAGCAUGAACUGGGAAGUUCCUUUUAAUUAAGCAAACACUGGGAAGACCUCUUCUCCAUUUAAAACAAAGAAAAAGUGUUCUAGAAUAUUUAAAUCAGGCCUCUAUUCCCUGUGAGAAUUUUCAACAUGAAUGGAUCCAGCUUCAAGCUUUUCACCACUUUACCCUCGUAGAGAUCGCCUCUAAACAAUCCUUGGGAAUAAUGUGAAUGCACAGCAUUGUUUUCAAAACUGUAAAAACAAAAAAAAAUUAAAUAAAAAAAUCACAAAAAUGGAUUAUUGUUCAUAUGAAUAAAAUACUUGUUGAAAUUUCUCUCCCCACUUCUUAAUGUUGAUGUAAUUGUGUUUUCUUAGUGUUUUGCAGCACCUUGCUUGAUUGUACAGAUUUGAAGUCAAAUGCAGCAAAAAUAAGGUUUGACAGUUUUAAUCUAAAUUAAAUCUGCAACUGAUGGAUAAUUUCUGUAGCACCUAGCAAAGGAUGCUUUGUAGCAUGCUAUAUUUUACCAAUUGGAACUCUUCACUCAUGCUAGUAGUAAAAUGCUUCAUUUUGGUGGGGGACUAAUGUACAUUUUCAACCCAAUAUUGCCUACUCCUUUUUGAAACUGGGUUCUUCAGAGUACGGUUCAUGAGGGAUUUUUGUUUUUUAUUUUUUUAUUUUUAUUUUUUGUUUCUGACAGGCUGAUAAAGGAUUCGAUUUAACACGUUUUACUGUGUAUAAAAUGUAAAAUAAUUCUGUCAUUGUACUCACUAAGAGGUCAAUUGUACAGACCCUUGUUUCCAUCAUAUUAAACGUCUAAAAAGGAAAA
Polypterus senegalus (gray bichir) is the source of this 3439-nucleotide messenger RNA. RefSeq names its product cullin 3b (gene cul3b). Gene Ontology annotation, molecular function: ubiquitin protein ligase binding. Gene Ontology annotation, biological process: ubiquitin-dependent protein catabolic process; protein ubiquitination. The coding region runs from base 292 to 2595 and encodes 767 amino acids. The transcript is spliced from 16 exons. The record is from RefSeq and is a predicted model, not a curated record. Gene Ontology annotation, cellular component: Cul3-RING ubiquitin ligase complex. Lineage: Eukaryota; Metazoa; Chordata; Cladistia; Polypteriformes; Polypteridae.